UUCCUUUCCCGGCUUUGGGGGUUUCGCUGUGAUUGUCUCCUUCGCUCGUGGCGCUUGGAGAUCGCGCGGUGGGAAGGAAGAAAAAGUGGUUCUCAGUACUUCCAGUCCUCCAAGCCCGGUUUCCAGAGGAAAGUUUCCCUACUUUUGCCAAGAUGUCCAACUUCUCCGGGAACUGGAAGAUCAUCCGUUCAGAAAACUUUGAGGACUUACUCAAGGCGUUGGGAGUGAAUAUGAUGCUGAGAAAGAUUGCUGUGGCAGCCGCUUCCAAGCCAGCGGUGGAGAUUAAACAGGAUGGAGAGAGUUUCUACAUCAAAACUUCUACCACCGUGAGGACCACUGAGAUAAACUUCAAAAUUGGGGAAGAGUUUGAAGAGCAGACGGUGGACGGAAGGCCCUGUAAGAGCUUAGUGAAAUGGGAAAGCCAGAACAAGAUGGUGUGUGAACAGAGACUCCUGAAAGGGGAGGGACCCAAGACCUCCUGGUCCCGGGAGCUGACCAACGACGGAGAAUUGAUCCUGACCAUGACGGCGGAUGAUGUGGUGUGCACCAGGGUCUACGUCAGGGAAUGAGUGCUGAGGAGAUGUCCUGAGAGAGUCUUCUGCUUCUCUCCUGUUCCGUGGCCUCCCAGUGAUCACUCAACGUCAGAGUCUUUUGUUUACCUUGUCACUGCUUCCUUCCAACUUUACCCAGCUAGUGCUCCGACCUGCUCCCUGCCCUGCCCUUCUUAUAUCUGGAAGCCAAUGUCCUGGACAUUUCCUAGAGCCCAGCUCUGUUUCCUCUACCCUUCCCUAUUUCACCUGACCUGUCCCAAACGAAUCCCUGACCACCCUGGCCGGAGAUGUUUGCUUCUUCCCCUCCUCUGUCUCUGAUUAAAAGACUCAGCCCAGGAGAGGUCCUCUCCAUUCUUGAGAGAUCCUAAAAGAGAUAGAGACAGACAGAGACAGUCAGAGAGAGAGAGAGAGAGAAACAACUCCCACCAACCCUGGUGGGAGUCUCUGCUUUAUCCCUGAGAUCUCUCCUUCUAAUCCCACAGCACUUCUUUCCUUCCCCGAAUCUGUGGCUGAUUCAGUUUGUAAUAUUUAUUUGUUAAUGUUAUUAAACCAUCUGAAAGUUAAAA
Antechinus flavipes (yellow-footed antechinus) is the source of this 1117-nucleotide messenger RNA. It is a transcript of the gene CRABP2, whose product is annotated as cellular retinoic acid binding protein 2. Gene Ontology annotation, biological process: fatty acid transport. The coding region runs from base 153 to 569 and encodes 138 amino acids. Lineage: Eukaryota; Metazoa; Chordata; Mammalia; Dasyuromorphia; Dasyuridae. Gene Ontology annotation, cellular component: cytosol; nucleus. The transcript is spliced from 4 exons. The record is from RefSeq and is a predicted model, not a curated record. Gene Ontology annotation, molecular function: fatty acid binding.